Pseudo-nitzschia multistriata is the source of this 3563-nucleotide messenger RNA. NCBI's taxonomy places the organism in Eukaryota, Bacillariophyta, Bacillariophyceae, Bacillariales, Bacillariaceae. The record is from the annotation of a GenBank genome assembly.
ACGUUGAAAGACAAGACAAACGAAGAAUUAACUUCGUAAUUAUCUCUGAUCCCGRAUAUCGCCCGGAUAGGAAGAACACCGCAGCAAAGAAACAGGAAGAGACUGGACACGUUUUUCAUUCGCCGACAGCACUAAUUCUGUUUUUCACUGAUCUCCGCUGCGGAGAGAGUCCACCAUUUCGAAUUUACGGGUGGCGUCAUCUGCAACCAAAACAACUGGACAUUUUACGAAGUACGCUAAAGAGUAUCCAAUAUUGUUGUUGAAGAAGGCCUUCUACAAGCGAGCACGUCGAGUAUAUGAAAGAUCAAACGCUUCAUUUGCUUCAAACUUUUUGCCUUCAAUGUUACGAGGACAAAACCGACUUCCCACGAUAGCAGCAUGAACAAGCAAAUCGAUCGCACCGCCCCCGUCGUUUCUAAGACUACUUCAUUCGGAAUGAGAAAAUCAACAUUCUACUUCUUGGUGGCUUGCCUCUUUGGUAACUCGUCCUCGCUGUCAUCACAGCCACAUAAUAGAAUGGGACCAAAAUGUACCGAAGAAAAUAUAAUCGAGAGCAGAGUGAACGAAGCUGUAUUUGAUUCUCUGAGCGAAUCAACACUCUCUCACUUUUCGUCGUCUAGUAAAAGAGGUUUCAACAAAACGACAUCGGAUUCGAUCAUUGGCGGCCGACAAGGACAACAGAGGUCGAGUCUUAUGCAAUCUAAUUUUCCAGAGAGACUAAAAGAUUCUUCUACUUCGUCACUAUCGAGCACUUCCAUACUUCCUCAGUCGUUUAGACUGGUCCGUAACGAUGUUAUAGACCAACUGAGGCGAAACGAGAACUUUGAUGACGCGAAAAUGAUAAUUUCUGGGAUGAUUGAAUACUUAAGAGAGAACUGUUUGUGCGUUAUCGUUGAAGACAAGAACGAACCGCUUGAAACGGAAACGACCUCAGCAACGUCAGCUGAGAAUAGGACGCAGAUAUACGAUCAAAAGCAGUACAAUAAACAAAUAAUUUCGCCCCAAGACCAUAGAGAUAUUUCGGAAACAAUCGACGAGGCCUUCCAAGCCUUUUUUGCACGGGCGUUUGCACCGAUAUCACUCAACAACGACAACAUAAACCGGAACAAAGAUCAAAAGCGAAGCUCUUGGAAUCGGGUUGCCCUUGGCAUCGAAUUGCUACAGUUGCAGUUGGCAUCUUCUGACGUUCUAGUGGCUCCAUACCAUAAUAUUCCGAAAAGUGUUAUUGUGAAAGCCCUUGCUGCAGUAACCAGAUUACAGGAGAGGCAACAGCGAGGUUACCAGCAAAACCGUGUUGAUAUGAGUGAUGAAACUCUAAUUAUCCAUCCCGAUACCGCAUUUCGACUUCUGCAACGGCUUGCGACAGGCUUUGGGGUUCGGAAUUCACAUCGUUCGCAAUAUUUUAGAAAUUCAGAAAAAAAAGUCAGCAAUGGAAAGAGUUCUGCGCGAUUGGCCCCACUCCAUGAAGUUGAUUUCAACCGAGUUCUCAAUAUUUACUCAAGUACAGGAAAAAUGGAAAUGGCCCAUCGUGUCAUUGCACUCCAAGAAAGAACCCCACAUGCUCCUGCCUUGUCUCCUGUCACCUAUUCUAUUCUUGUCAAGGGCUACGGUAAACUUAGCGAUGCAGAAAACAUCGAUGUGCUCCUUCGCCACGCAGCAGCGAUGGAGGAAGGUGAAAGUAUCAUGAAACCAGACACAAUAUUUUUCAACUCAUUGAUGGAUGCCUACAUAAAUUGUCGCCAGCUUCACAAAGCGCAAACCAUACUCAUGGCGAUGGUCUCCAACGAUAAAUUUAUCAGUGAUGCAAUCGACAGAAGGGUACCAGAACUGGAUUUGAAUAGCAAUAAAAACAAAUUUUUUACCUUCCCCCCCAAUGUUUGUCCUCCUCCCAAUCUGAGGUCGUAUAAUAUUCUACUCAAAGGGUACGCCAAAGAGGGAAUGUUGCAAGAUGCAUUGGACCUUACAAAUGAAAUGAUCUCUAUCGGAUCGCGCAGUAAUAAUUCCGGACAGUGGUGGGACCACGUGACGACUAACACAUUGGUCCAAGCGGCUGUUGUUGCAAAGGAGUUUGAUAUUGCUCAGGAUAUUUUGGAUCGACAUAGUUUGUCGGUAGGAAGCUUCAAAAAAUCUCGUAGUUUGGAUCAUCCAAACGCAGAUGCAUAUACGACCCUGAUGGACGGGUAUGCGAAAGAUAGUAAAUUGAAGCAAGCCAUCAAGUUGUUGAAAACUAUGAAAGACCGAAAAGUGAAAGCCAAUGAAUAUCAUUACUCAUGCUUGAUCGGAAGUCUAGCGCAUGAGGGAAGAAUCGAACAUGCUGAGAAAAUGCUAGUCCAUGUAAAGACUCAUGGAGCUAUACCUCGAAACCAAUUGAGAGUUAUUUACAAUGCCUAUAUUUCAGGUUUAGUCCAAAAAACAGGACACUAUUCUACUAACGCAGUCGACAAUGAGCAUGAACAAAAUAUUAAUAAGGCUCUAUUGAUAUUGAGAGAAAUGAUCGAAGAAAGAAUAAUGCCCGAUGCAAAUACGGUAGCGAUCAUUCUUGAUGGCUUCGGUCACUGUAUAAAACCACGAAUGAAAGAAGCCGUGACCCUGGUUGAAAGGUUGGAGACACAAAGGAUUAUACCUAUGAACCAUAUAAGGGUCACUACUGCUUUGGUUCGCGUUUGUGGUUCUUGCCAGAGUUUAGACGGAGCCGUAGCAUGCUUUCGGCGACUUUCACGGCCGGAUGUUACUGCUAUCAAUGCCCUGAUUGAUGCCGCAGUUCGAAGCGGUAAUGACAAUGUUGCGGUUGAAACUUUCAAUAGAUAUUUUUCAGGUGAUAUCCCUCGUGCAGUUCCAAACGUAAUAUCAUUUUCGACCUUGAUUGGUGCUCAUAUGAAGAAAGGAACAUUCGAUGGAUCUCGAGCUGCUCGGGAACUAUACCAAGAUAUGAGAUUCCAACGUCGGAUCCUUCCUGAUAAGGGUCUUGUAGAUGUGUGAGUUGUUAUAAUAACGAGAUAUGCUGGAUCGCACUUUGAAGCGCUUUUCAUCGCUGACAUUUUUCUCAAAUUUUCAAAUUAAACAUUGCAGCAUUGUGAAGGGCAUCGUGGAUACAAGCAGAGCUUGCGGAGUACAAGCGUCUGAUGCMCGUUUUGUUGCUGGUGUCUUGCGUGACGCUGAAAAGCUUGAUUGGGAAGAAGGCCAAUUGGACCGAAGAAAGAGAGCUGUCGAAUCUGCGAUGAAUAACCAUGUUGCAAAUGCUUGGGAAGAAGAAGCCGAGCUAUACGGAUUGUGGAAGAAAGAUAGCUCCAGGAGCAAUCUGAAGGACAACAAUAUGUUUGAGCGGUAUGGUUGGAAUAAAGUCGAUUCAGGUUUUCGAUUAUGGGGCCCCGGGAAGGAGACAGGAAGCACCACCGAUGAUUUCUUAGAGUCAAAGGGGUGGAACGAUAUAAACUCUGGAUUUCGUGUUUUUUUUUAACGCUAUUUCGACGUGAACGAUAAAUUAAGAAUUAAAGAAAAUACAGUAGUUCAAAGUUUGUCGUAGUCCCACUUAAGGUGGAUGCUAAUAUAUUGCUUUCCUUCCA